AAGUAGUAGCAGAAGAAGCAACAGGUAGAGAGGAUUUGCCGCGUGAGUGUCCUGUGUUUCCGCGGUGUUCGUGUUCUCCGCUAGCGUUCAACUCUCCAAAGUGAUUGAGUGAGAGCAGCAGCAGCAGUAACAGAAGUAAGGAAGUAAUAGAUUGGAUAGAUAAGAUGCCUUGUUCGGCUGUGACUUUGAGUCUGGCGACGAUCACUUCGAUCAUCGCCGUCACCCUCCUCACCAUCGCCUUCGCCACCGACAAUUGGUUACGCAUCGAAGUCAAAAGGGCAGAAAUACAAGAUUUCUUGAGCAAGCACAGCGAUGCCCAGAGUCAGGCGCUUCUCGACAGCGUCAACUCGAAGUACUACUAUUACACGCGGACGAAAGGACUCUUCAGAAUUUGCUACCCGAAGGAGCGACCACCGACAGUAAAAACUUAUCUUAGUCCGGUGGAGACGCACUGCAACAACAUCAACUACUUCAUACCGGACGACAACAACGAGACCGGAAACUUCACCGAUGACGCCUGGACCAAAUUGCAUAUGGGCAGAUCGAUGAUCGCCCUCUUCGUCAUCUCCUUUUUAGCCAUCUUCUCUGCCUUCUGCACCGGAGUGACGGGAUGCUGGAGGCGAUCACCUGGAAACAUCACGGCCACGGCAAUCCUCAUGCUGCUCGCAUGUCUUCUGAGCGCCGGCGCGAUGGGUCUCUGGCACGGGGUGGACUAUUACGAACGCGAGAAGGUCGUCGGAGAGGAGUACCCGCAACAGUGGAGCAGCGUGCUGCAAGACAACACGGAAGUCUCUUACGAUUGGAGCCUCGUCUUGGGCUGGAUGGGCGUAUUUUCGGCGUGCUUCUCGUUCUUCCUGUUCCUGUUCGGUUCGUGCUGCCUGAAUAGCGAGAAGCAGCAGGAGCAGCUCAAUAAUAUGCAAUACAUAAUGCCAGUGUAUCCGCAGAAGCAGCAGUACGCGUACGGCGGAUAUCCGCUUCCGACGCCGCAGGCCUACGCAGGUCCGUACUAUACCACCGGAUCCGCCGCCUACGGUCCCUACAAUUAUUAACAAAACAGAAGAAGGUAGAACAACAACAACAACAAAAACAACAGAUAUCAUACAAUCAUAGAACGACGACAACUACGAUGAUGAUGAUGCAAAUGAUGACAACAUGAACAACUGCGGGGAGGUGAAAUCCCCCC
This is a messenger RNA of Nicrophorus vespilloides, 1183 nucleotides long. Its product is annotated as transmembrane protein 114. Lineage: Eukaryota; Metazoa; Arthropoda; Insecta; Coleoptera; Silphidae. The transcript is spliced from 7 exons. The record is from RefSeq and is a predicted model, not a curated record. Gene Ontology annotation, cellular component: membrane. The coding region runs from base 165 to 1049 and encodes 294 amino acids.